This is a messenger RNA of Myripristis murdjan (pinecone soldierfish), 1934 nucleotides long. Its product is annotated as heterogeneous nuclear ribonucleoprotein Q-like. NCBI's taxonomy places the organism in Eukaryota, Metazoa, Chordata, Actinopteri, Holocentriformes, Holocentridae. Gene Ontology annotation, molecular function: RNA binding. The transcript has 12 exons. The coding region runs from base 134 to 1804 and encodes 556 amino acids. The record is from RefSeq and is a predicted model, not a curated record.
ACUUCUAACGCUAGCAAGUGAACUUGGCUCCGUGUGCGCUAACUUCUUACCCCAAAACAAACCAGAAUUGGAAAAUAACGCCACAUGAACAUCAGAUUUGUGUAGUUAAAUUACUUGUCUAUGGUAACACUGUAUGGCGAUCUCUGUGCCAAGUUGGAUUUCUGGAGACAUGGCCACAGAACAUAUUAAUGGAAAUGGUCCAGAAGAACCAAUGGACACCUCCGCUGCAGUUACCCAUUCUGAGCACUUCCAGACUUUAUUAGAAGCUGGUUUACCACAGAAAGUUGCUGAAAAACUAGAUGAAAUUUACAUAGCAGGUUUGGUGUCACACAGUGACUUAGAUGAUCGAGCGAUUGAGGCUCUGAAGGAGUUCAACGAGGAAGGUGCUCUGCAAGUCCUUUUGCAGUUCAAGGACAGCGACCUCUCACAUGUUCAGAACAAAAGUGCCUUUCUUUGUGGCGUUAUGAAGACAUACAGACAGCGAGAGAAACAAGGGACCAAAGUGUCAGACUCCAGUAAAGGACCAGAUGAGGCCAAAAUCAAAGCUCUGCUGGAGAGGACUGGCUACACACUUGAUGUGACAACAGGCCAGAGGAAGUAUGGAGGUCCCCCGCCAGAGUCUGCCCACUCGGGGGCACAGCCCACCAUUGGUACAGAGAUAUUUGUAGGCAAAAUCCCUAGAGAUCUUUUUGAAGAUGAGCUGGUUCCGCUGUUUGAGAAAGCGGGUCCCAUCUGGGACCUACGCCUGAUGAUGGAUCCUCUCAGUGGCCUGAACAGAGGCUAUGCCUUUGUAACUUUCUGCACUAAAGAAGCUGCGCAGGAGGCUGUCAAAUUGUGCAACAACAAUGAAAUUCGACCGGGCAAACACAUUGGUGUUUGCAUCUCUGUGGCCAAUAAUAGACUGUUUGUUGGCUCCAUCCCUAAGAGUAAAACAAAAGAGCAGAUUGUUGAAGAAUUUGCAAAAGUCACAGAGGGCCUAACUGAUGUCAUAUUGUACCACCAGCCAGAUGACAAGAAGAAGAAUAGGGGCUUCUGCUUCUUGGAGUAUGAAGACCAUAAGACGGCAGCUCAAGCCCGUCGCCGGCUGAUGAGCGGCAAGGUGAAGGUGUGGGGAAAUGUGGUCACCGUGGAGUGGGCGGAUCCCAUAGAGGACCCUGACCCAGAGGUCAUGGCCAAGGUGAAGGUGCUGUUUGUGAGGAAUCUAGCAAGCACUGUUACAGAGGAGAUACUUGAAAAGGCCUUUAGUCAGUUUGGCAAGCUGGAGCGGGUGAAGAAAUUGAAAGACUAUGCCUUCAUUCACUUUGAGGAAAGAGAUGGUGCUGUGAAGGCGCUGGCUGAUCUAAACGGGAAAGACCUUGAGGGAGAGCACAUUGAAAUUGUCUUCGCCAAGCCCCCUGACCAGAAACGGAAAGAACGCAAAGCCCAGAGACAAGCCGCUAAAACACAAAUGUAUGACGAUUACUAUUACUACGGGCCUCCCCACAUGCCUCCACCCACACGAGUCAGAGGACGGGGCGGUCGAGGAGGCUAUUCCUACCCUCCUGACUAUUACGGCUAUGAAGACUAUUACGAUUACUAUGGAUACGAUUACCACAACUACCGGGGCGGCUACGAUGACCCAUACUAUGGCUAUGAGGACUUCCAGGGGUCUGGGAGAGUACGAGGAGCCAGGGGAGGAGUCCGUGGUGGCGCCAGCCAGACCAGAGGCCGCGGUGCUGUCACACCCAGGGGCCGAGCGGGCUUCUCCCAGCGAGGAGGCCCUGGAACGAGCAGAGCAGGGAAACGUGGCCGAGGGCGGUCCUGACCUGUCACAGUGGAGACUGACUUGCUGUGUGGGGUUACACCGUAAGCUGCAAUGGAUGACAGAAAAAAAAAAAAAAAACACGACAAAAAGGUCCAAUGAUAUUCCAGCCUUACAGAAGAAGCAUCUCCCC